CACACAUCGAAAAUCGCGCCGAGCCGUUUUUAAAGUGACUCAAAACGUCAUUGAGUUGGAGCAGUAUCAUCAUCCCGACUGUGGUAAUGGCAGGGGGAGGGGCAGCGGGCGUCGACCUCAGCAGGAAGUUUGUGUCGGAGGCAGAGCUUGAUGAGAGGAGAAAGAAAAGACAGGAGGAGUGGGAGAAAGUCAGGAAACCUGACGACCCAGAGGAGGCCCCAGAGGAAGAGUACGACCCACGAUCCCUCUAUGAGCGACUGCAGGAGCAGAAAGACAAGAAGCAGGAGGAAUAUGAAGAGCAAUUUAAAUUCAGGAACAUGGUGAGGGGAUUGGACGAGGAUGAGUCCGGCUUCCUGGACGAGGUCUCCCGGCAACAGAGCCUAGUAGAGAAGCAACGCAGGGACGAGGAGAAUCAGGAGCUGCUGGAAUACAGAAGUGCUCUGUUGAAGCAAGCGUCCGCUGAAAGCCGCAGAGAGCCUGAAAAGAAGGCAGCGCCAAAACAUUCAGGAUCAGAGCAAAAAACCAGCCACCUGUCUCAGGCCCAUUUAUUGGCAGGAGCUGUCAAGAGACGCAGUUCCUCCCAGUCGUCAGACAGCAGCAAGAAACAGAAGGUGGAACUCACAACAGCAACGACAGGAAAUGGAGACAGACACACAGAACAGGAGGGAGGAGCAGGAGGAGGAGCAGGGGGAGCUGAAGAUCAACAAACAGUCCCCGGCCUGACGGCGAAGACGCCCUCGGCUCCCCUGAGCUCCGGUCAGGGCGUGUUACACCUGCCGUCAGCAGCCGUGUGCGUCGGCGUUUUACCGGGACUGUGGGUUUAUUCCGGAAGCAGCGACUCUGACAGCAGCUCGGACAGCGAAGGUAGCGUGGACGCAAUCAUGUUGCCGUACCCCCGGCACAGCAGGGCUUACAGAUAGACACACAACAGCGUACAAACACACACGCACACACAACCUCUGAAGCAUGUUUGCCUGCCUUUAGAAAGGUUUGCAAACAGUCAGGAAAGGUAACCUCACACAAGAAAUGCACACACAGACAGAUUAAAGGUCACACACACAUAUACACACACACAUCAUUGUCGGGGUACACACACAAACAGAGCCUACAGACGAGUACCUGCAGGCCAUCCAAGUUCAUAUCAUGUUAGAGUCAUACACUGGCAACACACACCAAGCAAACAUCUUCAGUAUUCCUGUUGUUUUCACAGCUGUGAGUUGAACUGUUGCUCUUUGUCUCCAGACAAAGUUCAGCCCAGUAAUUUAAUCCUGACAGUAACAUUCAAACCAAUUUAAACUCUAUUCUUAACUAAAUCUGUGUAUCUAUUUGUGGGUUAUUUUUUUUUUUUUGCUAUUGUGGCACUCAAACAUGACACCUCCACCCUUCCUUCCCUCAAUUA
Toxotes jaculatrix (banded archerfish) is the source of this 1399-nucleotide messenger RNA. RefSeq names its product proteasome activator subunit 3 interacting protein 1 (gene psme3ip1). Gene Ontology annotation, cellular component: nucleus. Lineage: Eukaryota; Metazoa; Chordata; Actinopteri; Toxotidae. The transcript is spliced from 7 exons. Bases 87 to 920 code for a protein of 277 amino acids. The record is from RefSeq and is a predicted model, not a curated record.